GCGGGUCUGGUGGGGGACGGGAUCCGGCUCAAAGAACAGCCUGAGACUCGGGUAGCUGGGGACAGGGACACAGCGGAGCUUGCUCGGGCGGCGGCGGCGGUGUGUGGGUGCACGGGGAGGUGCGCAGGUCUUGGCUCCAGAUCCGAGGCUCGGGGCCCGGGAGCCCCUGCCUUGAGACCAGGUGAGCUGAGACUCCCGCCUGGCAGCAGGGGGGUGAUUGCUACCCUUCCAGGCCAGGUGGCCUUUUUGGCCACGCCCCGAGCUGCAGAGUCUGUCCUGUUCCGGGUCCUCCAGGCCUGGCCCAGUUCCCGGGAAGCCUCCCCGCAUUUCACCUUUUUCUUGGAUCCUAGACCACUGAGCUGUUACCAGCCUCUCUUGCUUCCUGGGGCUGCCUUCUUCCCACCCUCAGAGCCACCUAGCUGGCUGCCCUGAAAGCAUACAGGACCGCCAUGCCUCCCUGUAACCUCCUGCCCCAGUCCAGCCCUACAGCAGGCCCUCUUUAUGGGUGUCCAGGGUCCCCAGGAGGAGACAAAGAGAAGAGUCAGGAUGGGACUGAAGCUGGCCAGAACCAUCAGCCUGUCAUUCCCCUCUGUCAGGCCCUAGGAAGUUCCAGCUGCUGGCUUGGUGCUCUGAGCCUCCUGUCAUGGCCUGGGGACUGCCCACUGCUGCCAGCCUGGCACGUUUCUGCCAGAAACUGAACCGGCUGAAGCCACUAGAGGAGUCCAGCAUGGAGACAUCUCUGCGGCGCUGCCUGUCCACACUGGACCUAACCCUGCUGGGUGUGGGUGGCAUGGUGGGCUCAGGCCUGUAUGUGCUCACAGGCACUGUGGCCAAGGACAUGGCUGGGCCUGCCGUGCUCAUGUCCUUCGGUGUGGCCGCUGUGGCCUCCCUGUUGGCAGCCCUGUGCUAUGCAGAAUUUGGAGCACGAGUGCCCCGCACGGGUUCUGCAUACCUAUUCACCUAUGUGUCCAUGGGGGAGGUGUGGGCCUUCCUCAUAGGCUGGAAUGUGCUCCUGGAAUACCUCAUUGGGGGUGCCGCAGUGGCCCGUGCCUGGAGUGGCUAUCUGGAUGCCAUCUUUAGCCACAGCAUUCGAAACCUCACUGAGUCUCAAGUGGGUGUCUGGCAGGUGCCCUUCCUGGCCCAAUAUCCAGAUUUCUUGGCUGCCGGCAUCCUGCUCGUGGCUUCCACCUUUGUCUCCUGUGGAGCCCGAGUCUCCUCCUGGCUCAACCACACCUUCUCAGCUAUCAGCCUGAUUGUCAUCCUCUUCAUCAUCAUCCUGGGCUUCAUCCUGGCCCGCCCUCACAACUGGAGUGCUGAGGAGGGUGGCUUUGCCCCCUUUGGCUUCUCUGGCAUCAUGGCGGGCACUGCUACCUGCUUCUAUGCCUUUGUGGGCUUUGAUGUCAUUGCUGCUUCCAGUGAGGAGGCCCAGAAUCCCCGGCAGGCCGUGCCCAUGGCCAUUGCAAUCUCCCUUGGUCUGGCAGCCAGUGCCUAUAUCCUUGUCUCUACUGUGCUAACCCUCAUGGUGCCCUGGCACAGCCUGGACCCUGAUUCUGCACUUGCUGAUGCUUUCUACCGGCGGGGCUACAGCUGGGCUGGCUUCAUCGUGGCAGCUGGCUCCAUCUGUGCCAUGAAUACCGUCCUCCUCAGCAACCUCUUCUCCCUGCCGCGCAUCGUCUAUGCCAUGGCCACCGAUGGGCUCUUCUUCCAGGUGUUUGCCCAUGUGCACCCCCGAACACAGGUGCCUGUGAUGGGCAUUCUGGUGUUCGGGGUCCUCAUGGCUCUCCUGGCACUGCUGUUGGACCUAGAGGCACUGGUCCAGUUUCUGUCCAUCGGCACCCUGCUGGCCUAUACCUUUGUGGCUGCCAGCAUCAUUGUGCUGCGCUUCCAGAAGUCAUCUCCACCCAGCUCCCCAGGCCCAGCCAGCCCUGACCUCACAGCCAAGAAGUAUGACUCCUUCUCAGACCACAUACAGCUAGUGGGUGCUGUGCAGGCCUCAAUCCCUGAGCCUGGACAGCUUCGACCAUCCCUGAGGCCCUACCUGGGCUUCCUGGGAGGGCUCAGCCCUGGAACUGCUGUGGCUUGGGCACUUGGCAUCCUGGUGGGCUCAGCUAUCAUGCUGGGCUGCGUGCUGGUCUUUGGAGACUCACCCCUGUACCUCCCACAGUGGGGCUACAUCCUGCUGCUCCUAAUCAGUGGUAUGGUAUUUCUGCUCAGCCUCCUGGUCCUGGGAGCUCACCAGCAACAGCACCGGCAAGACACUUUCCAGAUCCCCCUGGUGCCCCUGACUCCAGCUCUGAGCAUCCUCCUCAAUAUCUGCCUCAUGUUAAAGCUGAGCUACCUGACCUGGCUGCGCUUUGCCAUCUGGCUGCUGAUUGGCUCAUUACCACCCCUGCAGGACUUGCCGUGUAUUUCGGCUAUGGCAUCAGGCACAGCAAGGAGAACCAGGAGGAGUCACCAGAGCUGAACACCACACGAUAUGUGGUAUUCCCCAGCGGCAGCCUGGAAGAGACAGUGCAGCCUGUGCAGCCCAUGCAGCCGGCAAGCCAGGCACCAGCCCAGGGGCCUGACAGCAUGGAGUAGCUGGCAAGUCUGUGAGCCAUGUUGUUUUUGCCCUGCCCUCCCCUACAUCCUUGAGAGGCCAGAGGAGCUGGGAGCUGCUUCUAUCCAGGGCAACAGGUUUACAGCCUGCCCAGGCUAGGAGGUUCUCAGGAUGUUAGGACUCUAUCCCAGGUACUGAGCUUCUGGUCUUCAGGGAAUAGACCUCAGUCAGCAUCAAUACAGUGGACUCUGCUCAGCACCUUCCUAUUUAUGACCAACUCCAGCUAACAGGCAGGUGGGGUAGGCUGGGCAGCAAAGAGGUUCUAGCCCCAGAGAUCCAUAAUAAUAACUGCUUGGCCAGCCAUAUCGGCAA
Molecule: messenger RNA, 2911 nt
Organism: Heterocephalus glaber (naked mole-rat)
Lineage: Eukaryota; Metazoa; Chordata; Mammalia; Rodentia; Bathyergidae
Source: RefSeq, a predicted model, not a curated record